Chlamydomonas reinhardtii is the source of this 4086-nucleotide messenger RNA. RefSeq lists its product as uncharacterized. Bases 247 to 3534 code for a protein of 1095 amino acids. The transcript is spliced from 5 exons. NCBI's taxonomy places the organism in Eukaryota, Viridiplantae, Chlorophyta, Chlorophyceae, Chlamydomonadales, Chlamydomonadaceae. The record is from RefSeq and is a predicted model, not a curated record.
AUAACGUUCAUAAGCAGGAAGCACCACGGCGCAACAGAACAAACUUUUGCAGUACUUACAAUACAUCUUCUACAGUUAGGCAAACUUAUAAAGCUGAAAGGCCGUUACGGUUUUCCGGCUGCUGACCCAACUCAUACCUCCCGAAAUUGACAGCCCGGGGAGGCCAAAUAUCAUGAAGCUAGGACGAUAGUGCCGUGGUGCUGUGGUUCAGGCAUACGGCUUUUUAGCGGCAAGGCAGUCGACACGAUGACACGCCUUCAGGCCGAAUGUUGCGCGAACGCGGGCGCCAGCGGACCUCUGACUCUGACCCUGACAGAUGCGGCAUUGACAAGGGGGCCGUGCUGGCGGCAAGCCGGGUGGAGCCGUGCGCCUGACAGCUCGGGUGGCAUAGUGGCCUCCCUUCCGUGCAGCCGUCGGCUAGCGCGCCCAAACCCCGCGCUGUGGCCGCUGCUCUUUCUGCUGGCCUUCACCGCCAGCUUCACAACAGCGGAAGCCUUCACGCUGCAGAGUCUGAGCGUCACAGGAGCCCCCACCGCCAUAGGCUGCGGGUUUUACACACUGAAUUACGCACUCUGGUGCGACCCGCUGCCCGUCUACGCCUACGUUGCCUUCCAAUCGGAGUGCACGCUGUGGCUUGCCACACGCCCCUCUCCCCCGCCCGCGUCGCCACCUCCCCCGCCCUCGCUCCCCUCCUCGCCCCUAGCCACGCCGCCGGCCACCUCGCCGCCGCCACCAUCACCUCUGCCGCCAGCGCCCGCUGCCGCGGCCAAUGCCAGCCUGCUAAGCCAAUGGGUUUCCUCCGGAUCCUUCUCCGGCAGCUUUCUUUACACGGGCGAGCUCAUAACGGCGGAGUGCCCGCCCGCGCGUCCCUAUGCUGCCGUGAUGAGCUGCAUCAACAAAACCACCUGCAGUCAGGACUGGCGGGGCGCGGAGACCAACAGCAAGGAGCUGUGUCUGGUGCUGAUCGCCUCGGUGUACGGCAGCUACGGCGCGCCGCGGCAGCCCUGGGGCAACUCCACGCUGUGCGAUGUGCGCAUCACCGGCCGCCUGGAGCCAUACGUGCCGCCGCCCGCCGCGCCCGCCAGCAACAGCACCGAGCUGCUGUGGUGGCAGAUCCUGCUGAUGGUGGUGGCGGGCGUGGUGGCUCUGGCCAUCUGCGCCGGCUGCCUCAUGCUGAGCUGGUGGUGGUGCUGCCGCAGCGGCGGCCGCGGCCAUGCCGCAGUGGCGCCGCGCGGGGACUCCGCCGCCGCCCACAUGGCCCAGGCGCUGCCCAAGGAGCUGGCCAUGGUGCCGCCCGCCAUGUUGCUGAAAGCCUACUCCACCCGCCUCACGGACAACAAAUGGGAUAACCCCGACAUGUACGCCCCCAAUGACAAGGAGCAGGCAGCGCCCAUACCCGGCACAGUGCCGCAGCCCAUGCAAGCCCCCAUGCCGCCGCAACAGGCCAAUCUAGCGGGCAUGGCUGUGGCUGCAGCCGGCGUAGGCGCGGCUACGGGCGCCGCAGCUGCAGCGGCAGCGGGCGCAGUAGCGGCGCACAACUCGCACCCGCCGCCAUCAGACGUGAACCACGCGCCUUCCAUGCGUGCCGGCGCACCGCAUUUGGAGCCCCUGUCUCACCCGUCCAUGCCGCCAGCGGCGCCGCCGGCGGCGCACUUGCAGCAAGCUCCUGCUGGUGUUGGGCUGGAGAUGGCGCGCACGGUGUCCUCACGCCCGCCGCCCAUACGCACGAGUCCUUCCUUCGGUCCCGCCCCGGGUCAGGGCGGCCCACUGGGACCCGGCCAGACGCCCGGAGGGCACCUCGGUGCACUGCCGCCCAUGGCGCCGGGAGUGACACCGCAUGGGCUAGACGGGGCACCAGGCGGCUAUCCAGGCGCACAGGCCACGCCGCCAGCAGCGGCUGCGGCGCCGCCGCCUCCGCCUCCGCCUCCGCCGCCACAACCAAUGGAUCCGCAGUACGAGACCGCAUAUCAGGUGUCCAGUGCCCCGCCGCCGGGUGCGGUGCUUGCGGCGGCUGGGGUCGCCGCGGCGGCAGCCGGCGCAGCGGCAGCCGCCGCCGCGGGGGGGCAGCACAAUGACCCGCACAACCCGCAGACCUUCCCGCCGCAGCACCAGCAGCCGCCAUUGCAGCAGUCACAGCCGCAGUCCUACCAGGCGCCAGGUCCUGCUGAUACCUUCCCGCCACACGACCCCAACCACCCCUACCCGCCGCCUCCACCAGGCAUGCAGCCCCAGUACGCGCCCCAGCUAGGACCUGACGGUCGACCGCUGCCGCCGCACCUGCAGCCGCCGCCGCCGCCGCCGCCACCAGGCAUGGGGCCGCAGGGCCAGCUGCUGCCGCCAGCACAGGGUGCAGGACCGGAAGCGGGGGCAGCGGCGCCGCUACCUCAGAAGAAGAGCAUGUUUUCGCGGUUCUUCAAGAAGGCCGCCCCUGCGCCUGCGCCGGAGGCAGCCGCAGCGGCAGCGCCACACCAGAUGCCGCCCGGGCCGCCGCCGCCCGGGCCGAGCGGAUAUCCUCCCGGUGCCGGCAGCUAUCCUGGUGCACCGGGUCCCGCGGCUGCGGGGGCAGCAGGCCCGUACGGCAACGACCGCCAGCACCCGCCGCCGCCGCCGCCGCCGCCACCUCCGCCCGGGCCGUAUCCUUACCAACCACAGCCAGGGCAGCAUGGUCAGCCGCAAGCGCCGCCCGGCUUUCCCGGCUCUGCACCGGCGCCCCACGGGGCACCACCGCCGCCGGCCUAUGCGCAACAGCCGCCAGCAGCCGGAGCACCGCCACCUCCGGCUUCGGCUCUGCCGCCCCAGGCGCACGCGGCGCCGCCACCGCCGCCGCCGCUGGUGCUGGCGGCGCCUGGAGAGGAGCUCAUGCAGCCUGUGAGGAGCGCAGCCCCUCCGCCAGCACCCGCAUCUCCACCAGCACCCGCGUCAGCACACGCACCUCCGCCAGCAUCCGCACCCGCGCCGGUACCGCUGGCUUAUGUGCCACCACCUCAGGUGCCGCCGCCCCCACCUCCAGCUGUAGUGCAUACACCAACGGUACACGCAGCGCCGCCGCCACCAGCACCGCCACCGGCACCACCGGCACACCAGCCGGCUUCUGUAAUGGAUGCGCCACCGCUUGCACCCAAACGCGGCGGUUUGGAGCUGCUUGGCGGCGGCGGCGGCGGUGGCGGCGCGGCGCCGCUGCCCCCGCCUGCAGGUGGCUUGCCGCCGCUGUCGCGGCCGCAGCUGGCGCCACUCGGAGCGCCAGCGGCGCCGCCGCCGCUUGCGCCAGCCGCGUUGCCUCCUACCGCUUUCGCGGCGCCGGCGCCACUGGCACCGCUGGCUGGGCCGCGCGUGUUUGCGCGCGCGGCGCCCAAGGACAGUGACGAGGACUCAUUGCUAGGCUUCAGGCAAGACUUGAAGCAGGAGACCUCUGCAGCGGCGGCGCCGCUGCCGCCGCCGCAAGUGAGCAGGCCGCCGGCAGGUGGACGGGAGGACCUGGAGGACCUGGACGAGGAUUUCGCGCCACCCCCGCCAAAGAAGGGCGGGUUCUUUUAGAGUACGGUAUACGGUGAAUGCCGGUAUCCAACUGUGGCAAUGGUUGCAAGAGGCUGCAGUGGCUGCGACGUCGGGCCCAGCGACGGUAUGCAUACGCAAAGCAGAGCGGAGGGAACAGGCAAGGCCAUGUGGAGGAAGAGAGUGUUGUGCUCAAGUUGAGGCCGCCUAAAACCAGCCGUUAUAUGAUUGGGGGGCUGUGGACGAGCGUCGCAUUUGGUAGGCAGCAUCGUUUGACCGCUGUGUGGCUGUGGUGGCUCCGUGGCUGUGCUUAGCCAUUGCACUCAGCCCUCACCUGGCCUAGUGGUGCCUGUGACCACAUCGUGUGAGGCUGCGACCACCUCCUUGCUUGGGCUCUUGCGGGGUCGGCUGUGCGUUGACGGCAUGGCCGCGCCACGGUGUUACCUGUUUGGUUGCGCCGCAGUAUGCGGAGACAUGUGCUUUAGGACUGCUGUUGGUGUGCCAAGAUGGAGGCCAUGCAUGCAGAAACGCUGACAGAGUCUGGGUUCUGUCACCACGUGUGGCCGUCGGCCAAAAGAGGCAGGGAAAAAGGUA